AUGCUGCGCGCAGUGCUGAUUGGGCUCGAGUCUUCUCCGGACGGCAACCCGAUGAAUGUUCUGACAGAGGAGCAGGUGGAGGAGCUGUUCUUUCGCUGGUCCUGGUUUGCAGAGAAGGAGAAGGAGGAGGAGACCCCUCCUCUCAGCGAUGAAAAGGACGAGGUAAUCACCCUCCACCUGCUUCAGCCGUCGGGACGAUCGACUUCCUGUCGUGUCAGUCUCCGGGACCGCAUCUCUGAUGUCAAGAUGAGAGUCAAAUGUGCCCUGUCUAUGACUAGCGGUUAUGUGAGGCUUAUCCGUGACGGAGAAGAGCUUCUGGACAUAAAGAGCACGGUAAAGGAACAUGGCCUCAGCGAUGGAGAGACGAUUACGGUCGUCUUCAAUCAGUCAUACACUUAUGCUUCGCUCCGUGCUGGGGAGAAGCCACCGUGGGAGCCAGUACGUGCCCCUCCCGAGAUGGCUGCAGGGCUGCUGCCCGUGUCGGCGCCAGAGGAGACACCUGCAGCUGCGAACGGAUUCCUUUCGGCCGGGCUUCACUCCUGUGCAGGGCUUCUGACAGCGCCCCGGAGCGGCGGGGGGUUAGCGCUGACCCUUGCCGCGCAGCCUGCCUUGGACUCCACGCACCGAGUGCUGGGGCCUGUGCUCAUGGGACGUCGCUGCUUCCGACGGCUGGAGGCUAUGGCGCCGCUGUCCCUUGAGGCCCACCCGCGCGUGCCCAUCUUCUUGCAGCUGCCGAAGUCGGAGGCCGGUUUUUGCGCUUGCGGGGGGGCUGACCUGCUGUGGGGCUUUAGGGGUUUUAAGGGUCUUAGGGGCUUUAGGGGCCCUUGGUGUAGGGUCGGUGCUCUGGGGGGAUUUUGGGUGGAGGUGUUGGGGCUUUCGGGCUGGAAAUGUCAAGCUGAAUCUGCUUCGUCAGGAGUAGACCAUGCAUGA
This is a messenger RNA of Symbiodinium necroappetens, 930 nucleotides long. NCBI's taxonomy places the organism in Eukaryota, Dinophyceae, Suessiales, Symbiodiniaceae. The record is from the annotation of a GenBank genome assembly.